AUGCAAGUGAGCCAUCUUGGAAGCGGACCUUUAGAUGACUGCAGCCCUGGCCAGCACCUGGACCACAACCUCUUGAGAGGCACUGAGCCAGAACCGCCCACCUACACUAUUGCCAAAUUUCUGAUCCACAGAAAAUUUGAACGGGCCGCGGAGCCGGCUUCGGAGAUGGUGGAAGGCCCAGGUUGUACCUUAAAUGGAGAGAAAAUUCGGGCGCGAGUGCUCCCCGGCCAGGCGGUGACGGACGUGCGGGGAAGCGCUCUGCAGGGCCUGGAGGGCCGGGGCUUGCCGCGCGCCGCCUCCGUGGCUGCGGGCGCUUCUCAGGCUGCUGCACUGAAUAAUAAUAAAGAUUCCAGAUGGAAUUUCUUGAGACUGUUUAAUGGAUAUACUUACAGCGGCGUAGAAACUUUGGGGAAAGAGCUCUUUAUGUACUUUGGGCCGAAAGCUUUACGGAUUCAUUUUGGCAUGAAAGGCUCCAUCAUGAUUAAUCCACUUGGGCAUAAAAAUAAAAAUGGAGUUUCUCCUGUUUUUGAAGUCCAGCUCACCAAAGAUUUGAUUUGCUUCUUUGAUUCAUCCGUAGAACUCAGAAACGCAUUGGAAAGUCAACAGAGAAUAAGAAUGAUGGAAGAAUUAGAUGUGUGUUCACCUAAAUUUAGUUUCUUAAGAGCAGAAAGUGAAGUUAAAAAACAGAAAGGCCGAAUGCUAUGUGAUGUGUUAAUGGAUCAGAAAGUCUUGCCUGGGGUAGGAAACAUCAUAAAAAAUGAAGCUCUCUUUGACAGUGGUCUCCACCCAGCUGUUAAAGUUUGUCAGUUAACAGAUGAACAGACCCUUCACCUUGUGAAAAUGAUACGUAAUUUCAGCAUCCUGUUUUACAGGUGCAAUAAAGCAGGAUCGGCUGUCUCUAAACACUAUAAGGUUUAUAAGCGUCCUAACUGUGGUCAGUGCUACUGCAAAAUAACUGUGUGUCGCUUAGGGGAGAAUAACAGAAUGACAUAUUUCUGCCCUCAGUGUCAGAAAGAAGAUCCUCAACAUGUUGACAUAAGCAAGGUGCCAACGAGAAAUACCGUCAUCAGCUGGCCAUGUAGCAGGAUGGACGUUUUGGACUCGGUGGCUAGGAAAGCUGAAGAGCAGUGGGCAUGCGGGGUCUGUACACUAAUCAACAAGCCUUCUGCUAAGGCAUGCGAUGCUUGCUUGACUUCAAGGCCCAACGAUUCAGUACUUAAGGACGAAGAAAACUCUAUUGCUUUUAGCAACUUAGUGAAGUAUCCUUGUAAUAACUUCGGAAAACCAAAUACAGAAGUGAAGAUCAACAGAAAAACUGCCUUUGGGACUGCAACCCUUGUCUUGACCGAUUUUAGCAAUAAAUCCAGUACUUUGGAAGGAAAAAAAAGCCAAAACCAGAUACUAGAUGGGGAAUUUCAUACCUCUGCUCCCACUGGCUUUUGCUUUGGUGAUACACAGCACCCUUCCGAGGAGAGAACAAACUAUGUAACUCAGCUGUCUAGCAAAGUAAACAUAUCACCUACGGUCGGCCCUCGGUCUAAAUUAUUUAGUCCAGCACAUAAAAAAUUGAAAACAGUCCACUCAUCACCAGAUCUGAAAAGUCGUAAGCCAGGAUUUUCAAACAGUGAACUUCAAAUUCACGGGACAGAUGGUACUUGGGCGUUGAACGCUGGCAGUCCUCGCUGCAGUAAACACAACCGUCUCUGCGUUCUCCGAGUUGUGAGGAAGGAUGGCGAAAACAAGGGCAGGCAGUUUUAUGCGUGUCCUCUACCUAGAGAAGCACAAUGUGGAUUUUUUGAAUGGGCAGAUCUGUCCUUCCCAUUCUGCAACCAUGGCAAACGCUCCAUCAUGAGAACAGUGCUGAAGAUUGGACCUAAUAACGGAAGGAAUUUUUUUGUGUGUCCCCUUGGGAAGGAAAAACAGUGCAAUUUUUUCCAGUGGGCAGAAAAUGGGCCAGGAAUAAAAAUUAUUCCAGGAUGCUAAUAUUUUUUUCUUGUGUAAAUUAACCGGCAUUGAACCUCUUUAAGCUGUGU
Messenger RNA from Loxodonta africana (African savanna elephant), 2033 nucleotides. RefSeq names its product nei like DNA glycosylase 3 (gene NEIL3). NCBI's taxonomy places the organism in Eukaryota, Metazoa, Chordata, Mammalia, Proboscidea, Elephantidae. The coding region runs from base 1 to 1983 and encodes 660 amino acids. Gene Ontology annotation, molecular function: DNA-(apurinic or apyrimidinic site) endonuclease activity; zinc ion binding; damaged DNA binding. Gene Ontology annotation, biological process: base-excision repair. The record is from RefSeq and is a predicted model, not a curated record. The transcript has 11 exons.